Molecule: messenger RNA, 1179 nt
Organism: Paraglomus brasilianum
Lineage: Eukaryota; Fungi; Glomeromycota; Glomeromycetes; Paraglomerales; Paraglomeraceae
Source: the annotation of a GenBank genome assembly
AUGGGAUUUGAUACUUUUUCCUCGCUGCUCUGUCUUUAUGGUGGUUCGGCAGUAGGACUUAUCGGAAGCCUUGCCAACAAAGGACGGCAGGGAUAUUUUAGUCAAGUUAUUAAUCCUGAGGCCAAUACUCACUUUACCGGCUCAGAAGGAUUUUUGUUUUCAGCGAUGACUGAGACAGUAAAAAAAACAUCAGAGAAUAUUCCUGAGUGGGUAUGCAACACCGAAAAAGAAGAAAAGUAUAAUUAUUUAGGAGAAGUCAAGGUUGGUUCAAGUGAGAUGGAAAUAGCCGAAAAAAAUACCAAAGACACCUCCUGGUGGGGAAAAUUUGUAGUAUUGUUAGAGAAAAUGGAACUAAAAAUUGGAACUGGAUUUCUACCUCACAGCCGGUUCUGGGUGCUGCCAAUAAUUUUCGUAGUCUUUUUUCUUUUGAUAUUCCUGGCGGUUGAUGUGCGAAGAGCCCUGGCCAAAGCCAUGGCCAAGACCUUGAAAAGUUAUUCCCUCAAUACUUUGGCUUACAGCAUAACAGUUAUUCAUAUGGCGCGAAUGGUGGCUGAGGGAAUUUCGCCUUUUAAUGGCAAUCUCCAAAUGUCCUUAACCGCUACUAACUCGUCUGCUCCCGGCAUGGGAAAAACUACCUUUGUCCAAAAUCUGGCUAAUGCUAUGGGUCGGGACUGUGAACCAAUAUCUUUGGCUGGCUUCAAGGAAUCUAAGGAAUAUUCCAUUUUAGGAGAUGAUAAAAAACCUAAAAAAGUUGAGGAUAAAGAAAUUCAGAAGCAUUUAAUUCAACUUUUUAAAGAUUAUAAAGAAGGAAAAAAGUUCACUGAUAAAUAUUUUCAAACUGAAAUAGAUUUAAGCCACAUUACCUUUUUUGCUACUGUAAAUUAUAUUGACGACUUAGACAUGGAACUAAAAAAUGAGGUUAAUAUAACUGAAUUACCAGAUUUCACUAAUGAAGAAAAAGAAAAAAUUUUAAAGAUGAAAGCGAAGGAAAUUAAUGAGAAGUAUUCUGAAAAAAAAGGUGGCAUUAUAACCGAAAAGGUUAUUAAAGAGAUACUCAAACAAAUUAAAGAAGUAGGAGUGCGGCAAGCCGAAAGAGCAUUACGUAAAAUUGAGGAAGAAUAUAUUUAUACUAAAAACAAGAAUAAACAGUUUACCGUUCUGGAAAAUCCUCAGGAAUGA